AUGCUUGACUACACCAACUUUGACGAGGUCUUCGGGUCUCCUGUAGGAAACCCCUACAACAAGCAGGCUCUCCAGGAGAUCGAGACUUUCCGCAAGGGCUCUGGCGGUGUUCUCUUCAUUGACCGCGUUUUGAACGCACUGGGCUUGUCUAAAGCAAAGAGUUAUCCUCCGAAGAAUGACACUGCGCUGCGAAAUCUACACAAGACGCUCUGUGAAGCCGACAUUUCAACGCACCACCGCUUGUCCAUCUUCUACUACCUGCUGCUCGACACCGACGGCCACGACAACCGCGCGCAGUUCUCAACACGCUUCGCGAACGCUUCCGGUGUACCGAAGAACUACCAGAUCUUCAUGAAGGGCCUCUGGCUUCUGGACCACCACAAGUUCGAGCGCGCCCUCGAGCACGUCACGCACCCCUCGCUGACCCCAGACUUUGCCGACGAGAUUGUGACGACGUUCGCACGGAACAACCCCACGCUCGCGCUCGCCUACUUCCACACGGUGCAGCCUGUGCUCAAGACGCACGACGCCCUCGAGUUGCUUUUCAACGCCCUCGCCCUCGCGAGCGUCACUGAGGCCCUGGCGUUCUCGCGCACUCAUCCUGCUGCCGUGCGCGAGCAGCUCUUCCGCCGUCUCGUGUCGAGCGUACUUGAUGCACAAGCAGGCGAUGACACGGCGCGCCGCGCCAUUGAACUCGUCGGGCUGUCGCUCGAUGCGGACGAGGAGGCGUGGCUGGAAACUUACCUUCUCGAAGGCGAUGGCAAGAGGCUAAAGAACGCACAGGAUACGCUGCUCAUGCGCAAGCUCGCGACGGGCAGGUACUCUGAGGCCGUCAAGGAGAAGGGGCUCGGCGGCCGGUGGGGAGUCGUCAUCGAGGGGCUGAAGAGUGGCAUAGGCAGCCGCACCUUGUGA
Messenger RNA from Verticillium nonalfalfae, 912 nucleotides. RefSeq lists its product as uncharacterized. The coding region runs from base 1 to 912 and encodes 303 amino acids. The transcript has 3 exons. Lineage: Eukaryota; Fungi; Ascomycota; Sordariomycetes; Glomerellales; Plectosphaerellaceae. The record is from RefSeq and is a predicted model, not a curated record.